Protopterus annectens (West African lungfish) is the source of this 1341-nucleotide messenger RNA. It is a transcript of the gene GPATCH4, whose product is annotated as G-patch domain containing 4. The transcript is spliced from 8 exons. Bases 136 to 1224 code for a protein of 362 amino acids. The record is from RefSeq and is a predicted model, not a curated record. Gene Ontology annotation, biological process: regulation of ribosome biogenesis. NCBI's taxonomy places the organism in Eukaryota, Metazoa, Chordata, Ceratodontiformes, Protopteridae. Gene Ontology annotation, molecular function: nucleic acid binding. Gene Ontology annotation, cellular component: nucleolus.
CUUCACCUUUCAUUGGUUUGGAUUUAUGAGACCUUCAUGCAGUACAUUGAUCGGGUAGUAAUAUCUGGUGACGGGAGGUGAAGUUUUUUUUAAAGUAUUUAAUCAUUACUUAAAGAACGUCCUGUGGAUCUCAUCAUGAGCUCUUCAGCUGACACAAGGAGCAAAGGAAUGAUGUUCGCUGAGAAUCUACUUUUGAAACAUGGUUGGGAAAAAGGUAAAGGUCUUGGCAAGAAGGGUCAUGGAAUGUCAGAAGCCAUCAAAGUAAAAGUGAAAUGCGACAAUGCAGGGGUGGGUCACAGCAUGGGUGAGCAGUUUACUUUCCACUGGUGGGAUCAUGCUUUCAACAGAGCAGCCUCCAGUAUUGCUGUGGAAACCAGUCAGGGUGGUGUUCAGGUGAAGAAGGUCUCUGAUGAGAAAGAGAAUGGAAUGAUCUCCAACAGAAAGCCACGGAAAAAGGGACAGGACAAGAAUAAUAUGCUUUAUGGCCAUUUCAUUAAGUCAGCCACACUCUUAUCACAAAGUGAAGAACCAGAGAAGGUGUCUGAGAACAGUGACAGCAGCAGUGAAGAUGAGGAUGAAAAACUUGAUCUUUCUUCUUCCAGAAGGCUUACAGAUGAAGAACUACUCAGAGCAUGUGGAGGUCUCACUGCCCACAAGGGUGCCCGUCAUGGUUUAAACAUGAAUGCCAAGCUUGCUAGGUUGGAGGAGCAGGAAAAAGAAUUCUUGGCAAAGUAUAGCAAGAAGGCUGAAGUGAAUUACAGCAAGGGUCUAGAACAACAACCAGAAGACGGCAAAGAAAAGGAAAAAAAGAAAAAAAGCAAGGAGUAUGUGCACUUGUCUUUUUGUCAUGAUUCCUCUUGGAAUGGAGAGAAGGUUAAUAAGGUCACAAAUGAGGAGGAUAAUGCCAGCACUGACAAGUUGUCUGUCAAAACAAAGAAGAACAAAAGAGAAAAAAUGGAUGAAGUAUCCAAUGCGACUGAAGGUGGCGUAACAGUUUUGGAGGAGGAGAGUGAAUGUAAGAGGAAAAAGAAGAAAAAGAAACACAAAAGAGAUGAAACAGAGAACUUUACUGAAAGUGGGACAGAGUUAAGAACAGCCUCCCCAGAGAUCAAAAGAAAAAAUUACCACAGAGAGGAACUAACUGGAAGUGAAGCAGAAUGUGACAUUAACUCUUGUAAGAUUAAAAAAAAGAAGAAAAGGAAGCUAAAACAUGUGGUAGAGUAAACUUGCUACACUGGUGGUGAAAGGUAUCUUGAUACUGCUGAAUCCUGUAUUUCUUGCUUACCUACAAAUAUACAGAGAUGCUAAAGAAAAAUAAAUCUUCAUUAUGUUUUGCAUCUA